Molecule: messenger RNA, 1343 nt
Organism: Arachis ipaensis
Lineage: Eukaryota; Viridiplantae; Streptophyta; Magnoliopsida; Fabales; Fabaceae
Gene: CPSUFE
Product: chloroplast sulfur E
Biological process (GO): iron-sulfur cluster assembly
Cellular component (GO): chloroplast
Source: RefSeq, a predicted model, not a curated record
UGAAUGAUCCUCUUACUUCCUCUGUUUGGUGGUAGCUGCAACCUACGACCAUGUCCGCUAACUCUAUUUCCUCUUGCUCCUCUCUCCGAUUCCUCACAACUCGAACAAUCCCCAAAACCCCAUUUCUCAAAACCCCAUCUUUCAUCCAAAUACCCAGAAAAAACAACGACCACACCUUCUUCUCAUUCAGACCCAUAACCUUCCAGAAGCUUCCAACAACACCAUCAUCAUCAUCAUCAACAACACCGUCACCAUCAACUACCGAAGAAAAUUCCCUUCAACCCAUUGAAGAGCUUCCCCCAAAGCUUCAAGAAAUUGUGAAGCUCUUCCAAUCCGUUGAGGAACCAAAAGCCAAGUACGAGCAGCUACUCUUCUAUGGCAAGAGCCUCAAACCCCUCGAACAGCAAUUCAAAACCAACGACAACAAGGUCCAAGGUUGUGUCUCCCAGGUUUGGGUCCGAGCCUACCUCGACCCUCAACAAAACAACAACGUUGUUGUCUACGAAGCUGACUCUGACUCGCUCCUCACAAAGGGUCUCGCCGCUUUGCUUGUAACCGGGUUCUCGGGUCGACCCGUUAGCGAGAUUGUUCGAGUCAAACCCGAUUUUGUUCACCUUCUUGGGUUACAGCAGAGUUUGACACCUUCGAGGAAUAAUGGGUUCUUGAAUAUGCUCAAGUUGAUGCAGAAGAAAGCACUGAUGCUCUUUGUUGAAGCUGAAAAGGGUGCUUCUGAAUUGGGUUCAAGUUCAAGUUCGAGUUUGGAAGUUAAAGAUGGUAACUUUGUUGAGAAUUCAAAGGGUUCUGGGGCUGGUGGUGAAUCAGUGUCACAAAGUUCAGGUGAAAAAGGUGCUGAAUUCACCUCAAGUUCUGAGGUCAAAGGUGGAAGCUUUGUUGAGAAUUCAAGUGGUGGUGAAUUGAGUGGUAGGGGGAGGAGGAUAAAGGAGAAGCUUGAGAAGGAGCUUGAUCCUGUUGAAUUGGAAGUUGAAGAUGUUUCAUAUCAGCAUGCUGGGCAUGCUGGUGUUAGAGGGAGUGGUGAUGGAGAAACACAUUUCAAUCUUAGGGUUGUGUCUAAGGAGUUUGAAGGGAAGAGUUUGGUUAAGAGGCACAGGCUUAUCUAUAAGCUCUUGGAUGAUGAGUUGCAGUCUGGGCUUCAUGCAUUGUCCAUUGUAGCAAAGACACCUUCUGAAGUCAAUGAAGGAUAAGAGAAUAAGAAUGUUGAGAACCACAAAGAAAGAAGGUAAAUAUCGUGGUGCAAAGAUCACCGGAAUGGCCUUGGAGGCUUCUCUAACACGGCAGAAAAGAACAUCUCCCGAUCAUCCUUGUCCAGCUUUGGAACAACCACC